AUGGCAGCCAACGGCAUGGCAGAAUCCGAACGGGAAGCGCUUCAGAGUCGCAUCAGCCAGGUCACCAAUGAGUCUUUGGACAGCACCAGACGGAUGGUACAUCUGGUGGAGGAGACCAAAGAUGCCGGGAUUCGGACCUUGGUCAUGCUGGAUGAGCAGGGAGAGCAACUGGACCGGAUUGAGGAAGGCUUAGACCAAAUUAAUCAAAAUAUGAAGCAGGCGGAGAAAAAUCUUUCGGACAUGGCCAAGUGCUGCGGGCUUUUUGUCUGCCCGUGUGCCAAGCUAAAGAGCAUAAAAGCCCUGGAGCCUUAUAAGACAGCGUCUGGCAACAGCCAAGACAACGUGGUGUCCCGACAGCCCUGUAUGGUGGCCGAUGGAAAUCAGAUGGUCAUGAGCGGUCCUUUCAUUCACAGGAUCACAAAAGAUGACGCAGAAGAGGAGAUGGAGCAGAACAUGAACUAUGUGGACAGCUUACUGGGCAAUCUGCGCAACAUGGCCGUAGAUAUCGGCAAUGAGAUUGACAUCCAAAACAAACAGAUGGACCUCAUUGUGGAAAAGGUUGACACGAACGACACGCGCAUCCGAGGAGCCAACUCCAUAACCACCAAGAUGCUGAAGUCAUCCUGA
This is a messenger RNA of Eublepharis macularius, 627 nucleotides long. RefSeq names its product synaptosomal-associated protein 25-like. Lineage: Eukaryota; Metazoa; Chordata; Lepidosauria; Squamata; Eublepharidae. Gene Ontology annotation, cellular component: plasma membrane; SNARE complex. The transcript is spliced from 7 exons. Gene Ontology annotation, biological process: synaptic vesicle fusion to presynaptic active zone membrane; synaptic vesicle priming; exocytosis. Gene Ontology annotation, molecular function: SNAP receptor activity; syntaxin-1 binding; voltage-gated potassium channel activity. The record is from RefSeq and is a predicted model, not a curated record. Bases 1 to 627 code for a protein of 208 amino acids.